Molecule: messenger RNA, 2083 nt
Organism: Miniopterus natalensis
Lineage: Eukaryota; Metazoa; Chordata; Mammalia; Chiroptera; Miniopteridae
Gene: NAXD
Product: NAD(P)HX dehydratase
Biological process (GO): metabolite repair
Molecular function (GO): ATP-dependent NAD(P)H-hydrate dehydratase activity
Source: RefSeq, a predicted model, not a curated record
AGAUUGGUACGAUCCUUCCUGGCCAUGGCCCUUCCGGCGGGGGUCGGGGCUGCGGUCGCCGGUGCAGCCGUGGUCACGCUGCUCUCGGCCGCGCUAGCGCUCUACGGGCCGCCGCUGGACGCAGUUUUAAAAAGAGCAUUUUCACUGCAGAAAGCACAUUCGAUAAAAAAUAUGGAAGAUACCUUUCAGUUGGUGAAAAAUAUUAUACCUCCUUUAACUUCUAAGAAGCACAAAGGGCAAGAUGGAAGAAUAGGCAUAGUUGGAGGCUGUCAAGAGUACACCGGAGCCCCUUAUUUUGCAGCAAUCUCAGCUCUCAAAGUGGGUGCAGAUUUAUCCCAUGUGUUCUGUACCCGGGAGGCCGCACCUGUAAUCAAGUCGUAUAGCCCGGAGCUGAUUGUUCACCCCGUUCUUGACAGCUCUGAUGCCGUUCAGGAAGUGGGAAAGUGGUUGCCCCGACUGCAUGCCCUGGUUGUAGGACCUGGCUUAGGUAGAGAUGAUGCUCUUCUCGAAAAUGUCAAGGGCAUUUUAGAAGCGUCAAAGGCCAGAGCCAUCCCUGUCGUCAUUGAUGCAGACGGGCUGUGGCUGAUCACUCAGCAGCCAACCCUCAUCCAAGGCUACCAGAAGGCAGUUCUCACUCCUAACCAUGUGGAGUUCAGCAGACUCUAUGAAGCUGUGCUAAGAUACCCCGUGGAUAGCAGUGAUCGCCGUGGAGCUGUGCUGAGACUCAGCCAGGCCCUGGGGAAUGUGACUGUGGUCCAGAAAGGGGAGCAGGAUGUGAUCUCUGAUGGCCAAUACGUGCUCGAGUGCAACCUGCAGGGCAGUCACCGCAGGUGUGGUGGGCAAGGAGACCUCCUGUCAGGCUUCCUGGGCGCUUUGGUGCACUGGGCACUCCACGCUGGACCUGAGAAAACAAAUGGUUUCAGCCCUCUCCUCGUGGCUGCCUUUGGUGCGUGCUCCCUCACAAGGCAGUGCAGCCACCAAGCCUUCCGGAAGUACGGCCGCUCCACCACCACUACAGACAUGAUCCCAGAAAUUGGACCUGCAUUCAGCAGACUCUUCGAAACCUGAGCCAGUGUAAAUGGGAAGAAAGUGGGCACCAUGAUGGGAGAAACUGCAUUCAUAAUGGGAAGUCCAUGUCCAGUAUGUCUGAAUCCUCUGGGAACCAGAGCAGCAUGGGCAGCUUGGGUUGAUGUAGAGAAUUUAAGAAUUGGGAAUGCAGCAAUUUUUGGCUAAGUUAAUAUGCAGAUCGAAAUGUUAUAAUGACACUAACUAAACAAAGUACUCCUGAACUUUUGUUAGCUUCCCAACAAUAACAAAAAACUGUAGAAUCCUUUGAGAAUGAGAAAGUCUUUAACCAGCUCAGCUGAAUUACUGGGGUUGCUCCAAGAUCGCAGAGUUCUGUUUUAGUCUCCCUGAGCUUAUUUCUUAUUCUCUGCCAAGGCACUUUAUGUUUCUUUUAUUUGUGCAAGAAGUUCCUCUUACUAAGUUCUCUCAAAGGGAUCCAGUUGGUCGUUUCCAAAUAGCUUUGAGAAUAAUGGCUUUUGUUUUUUUUAAUUGAGAUCCACCAAAGGAUGUGGCAUUCAUUCUUUAGCUCAUUUUUUUUUUUUUAAACAGUGAUUAUGUUGAAAAGGUUUGGGCAGAAAUACUAAGCAUUGGUUGUUUUGGUUAAUUGGUUAAAGUAUUCAGAAUAACCAGUGGUCAGUUUGACUUUGGAAAUCUUUUUGGAGGCACCAUGGGAAAAUCAGAGAAGGUAGCUUAAUGGGACAAUGCACAGGUCCGGACUGUGGAAUACCUCAUAUCUUACUUCCACUUUGCCACGUCUGUGCACACAAGUAUGUGUGGUGGCUGAUGGGGCCCAGCAGAGUGUGUGUGAGUGGGAGGGGUGCCUGUUGUUCCUGAUGUGGCCCAUUGGUGUGACCUCUUGGGAGGAAGGCUUCAGGAUACUGGGUCUGGUGGUAAAUAGCAUCAAGGGGUCCUGAGGGUACUGAACAGAGAAGAACAGCAGUCCUGGUUUGAAAAUGGGUGGGGUAGGUUUGUCCUCAGGAAGAUUUAGAUUCCAUUAAAGAAGUUGAUAUAUCUGAAA